Cotesia congregata is the source of this 2601-nucleotide messenger RNA. The record is from the annotation of a GenBank genome assembly. NCBI's taxonomy places the organism in Eukaryota, Metazoa, Arthropoda, Insecta, Hymenoptera, Braconidae.
AUGGUGUUUAAAUCUAAAAAAUCUACCAAGAAGCCGGUUGAAAAAACCCGCAAAGAAUUGCGUAAAGAAAAGCGACAGCAAAAAAAGGUAAAUCGUGCUCAAUAUUAUUCAAAUAAAAAAAAAGUGUUAGCAAGUAAAGACACAAAUUUAGAUGAUUCAUUAAUUAAAAAUGAAAAUAAUAAUAUUAAAACUGAUAUUAUUGUUAAUAAAAAGCCAAAAGUUGUUAAAAAAGUAAAAACUGAUGAGGCUUUGAUAAAAGAAAAAUUAAGACUUAAAAAAAAGCGCGAGAAACGUGCUGAAAAACAACGGCUGAAGCAGAAAAGGGAGCUGCUGCUAGAAGACCAAGAAAAGGAGGACAAGAUGAUCAGGCAGUUGGAGAAAAAAUUGAAGCUCAAUAAACGCAAGAGCAAGAGCGUUCCCAAGUCAUUUGUUGAUGAUGGAUUGGAUUACCUUCUGGACUUUUGCAGUGAAAAAAGUUCUUCAGACAAGAAGGUAGAUUACAAGUGUGGGUUGAUGAAGAACGCUUUGAUGGAGUUUGACAGCGAUGAUAAUCUGAGUGAUGAUGAGCCUCCAGCUAAGAAGAAAAAAUCAAAGGUGAUUUCUGAUGCUGAAGGUGAAGAUGAAGAGUUGGAGAUUGAUUCUGGGAGUGAGGAGGACUUUGGUGAUGAGUUUGAUGGUUCUGAAGAAGAAUCAGAAGUUGAAAAAAUUAAUAAAUCUAAAUCGAAAGAUUUAAAAAUUGAUAAAAAAUCUGUAAUUAAUUCUGAGAGUGAUGAUGACGAUUUUGGUGAUUCUGAGGAUGAAAAAAAUGAUAAAUCUGAAUCUAAAGCUUUGAAUGUUGAUAAAAAAUCUAAAAUUAUUUCUGAAAGUGACGAAGAUUUUGAUGAUGAUGAUGAUGAUGAUGAUGAUUUAGGUGAAGAUGAAGAAGAUAUUGAAGACAAUAAAAGUAAAAAAAAUUCAGAUGGAACAUGGGAAGAUAUCUACGGACGUAAGCGAGACAAAGAUGGUAAUAUAAUUAACGAAAAAGCUAGUUCUGGUAAGUACAUACCACCAGCAAUUCGUUUAAAGCAGCUGGAAGAGUCGACAGCCCAUCAAGAAAAAUUACAGCAACUGCGAAAGCAAAUGAAAGGACUAAUCAACCGACUGGCUGAGCAUAACAUGCAUUUUAUUUCCACUCAAAUUGAGGACAUGUACAUGUCAAACAGUAGACAUGACAUGAAUGAGAUGCUGACAAAACUAAUGACAGAGUCCUUGGUGUCCCCGGUGCUGACUCCAGAUAGCCUGGUGGCCGAAUACAUGCUGCUAGUGGCGAUUCUCCAUGCAAACGUAGGAACCGAAGUUGGAGCCCACUUUCUGCUGUCUCUGAUUAGAAAAAUAAAUGAGAUGCUUGGAGAAUCUCAGGAUGUGGAGAACAAAACUCUAGACAAUUACGUCUUCAUGCUGUCACAUUUGUAUAAUUUUAAAGUCUUUGGAUCUCAGCUGCUCUUCCAGAUUCUGCAAAAGUUAGCUGAAAAAUUCACGGAGAAGGAAAUAGAGUGUAUUUUGUUAAUUUUAAGGACGGUAGGAUUUUUGUUGAGGAAAGACGACCCACUUGCUUUGAAAGAGCUGAUCAUUAAUUUACAGCAGAAAGCCUCAGCUGGCAAAGAGACAAGUUCGCGAGUCCAGUUUAUGUUGGAGGUUUUGAUGGCGAUUAAAAAUAACAACAUGAAAAAAAUUCCUCAGUACGAUACGUCGCAUGUAGAACAUUUGAAAAAAUUACUGAAGAAUUUCCUGCACAAGGGAAACAGCGUCACACAGUUUAACAUCUCGCUCAGCGACUUGUUGAAUGCCAAUGAAAAGGGUAAGUGGUGGAUUGUCGGUUCUGCUUGGUCGGGAACCAUCGACAGCACGAAUAAACCCACCAAAGACAAAAAUUUCGAUGGUGGUAUGCAGUUCAGUCAGCAGAUUUUAGAGCUUGCGCGCAAACAGCGAAUGAAUACUGAUGUCAGGCGUAAUAUCUUUUGUAUUUUGAUGAGCGCUGAAGAUUAUUUGGACGCUUUUGAAAAAAUUCAACAUCUGGGCUUGAAAGAUCAGCAAGCCAGGGAAAUAAUUAACAUUAUUAUGGAUUGCUGUUUGCAGGAAAAGAAAUUUAAUCCUUACUACGCGGUUCUUGCGCAAAAAUUUUGUAAUUAUGAUCGCAAAAAUCAGAUGACACUCCAAUACUCGCUGUGGGACAAGUUCAGAGAAUUGGAUGACUUGAACAAGGUACAGUUGAACAAUCUGGCCAAGUUCUUGACGCAUUUGUUUGUCGAAAAAGGCCUGGCUUUGUCGGUUUUGAAAGUCAUCUCCUUUGCUGAGCUGGACAAGCAGACAAUGAAGCUAGUGCGACAGAUAAUGCUCGGGAUUUUGCUCCACGAUGAUGUAGAAGCUUGCACCCAUGCGUUCGAGCGAAUAUCUCUAGCACCGCAAUUGCAGAAUUUGAGAGAAGGCCUGCGUUUGUUUAUCAGUUAUUUCUUGGCCAAGUAUGCUGAAGCGCAAAAAUUGCCGGAGAAGUCUGUUAAGAGGCUCAAGGAACGUACGGAGCUGGUGGAAAAAAUUCUGUAUGGCCGGUCUUCUCUUUUGUAG